Molecule: messenger RNA, 1620 nt
Organism: Penicillium atrosanguineum
Lineage: Eukaryota; Fungi; Ascomycota; Eurotiomycetes; Eurotiales; Aspergillaceae
Product: rRNA 2'-O-methyltransferase fibrillarin-like protein
Exons: 5
Coding region: 1-1620 (539 amino acids)
Biological process (GO): rRNA methylation; box C/D sno(s)RNA 3'-end processing
Cellular component (GO): small-subunit processome; box C/D methylation guide snoRNP complex
Molecular function (GO): histone H2AQ104 methyltransferase activity; rRNA methyltransferase activity; RNA binding
Source: RefSeq, a predicted model, not a curated record
AUGACCGCAAAUGCGCCGCGAUCAUACACCACGACCUCGCUGAAGCGUUGGUCUGUCUUGAACAAAGAGCUUCCUUCUGUCUCUCAAAUUCGAGCAAUCCAUGUUUAUGACUUUGACAACACCCUUUUUCUGAGCCCACUUCCCAACCCGCAGUUAUGGAACGGAGGUACGAUUGGAUUCCUUCAGGCAUAUGAGAGCUUCGCAAAUGGCGGCUGGUGGCACGACCCUACAAUCCUGGCUGCUACAGGAAGUGGAACCGAGAUCGAGGAGCCUCGAGGAUGGCAAGGAUGCUGGAAUGAGCAGAUUAUCCGCUUGGUGAGACUUAGUAUGGAACAGAAAGAUGCCCUGACUGUGCUCUUGACCGGCCGAGGCGAGGCUAAAUUUGGCGAGCCCAUCAAACGCAUGGUGGCAAGUCAGAACCUCGAUUUUGAUUUGGUCGGGCUGAAGCCCGAGGUUGGGCCCAACGGCCAGCGCUUCACUUCUACCAUGGCGUUCAAACAGAAUUUCCUGCAGGAUCUUCUUUUCACUUACAAACAGGCUGAAGAAAUUCGUGUUUACGAGGACCGUGUCAAACAUGUGUCCGGCUUCAGGGAUUUCUUCGAGGAUGUGAACAGAAAAUUGCAGAAUGAACCUGAUGCUCCUCGAACGCCCACGACGGCUGAAGUGAUCCAGGUCUCAGAAGAUACCAGAUAUCUCGACCCGGCUACCGAAGUUGCGGAGGUGCAGCGAAUGAUUAAUUCACACAAUCUUGCGUUGGGCAAUCUCUCCGGAACCAAGAAUCGGAUGCGCAUUAAGCGGACAGUUUUCUACACUGGGUACUUGCUUUCUGCACAAGACUCAAACAAAAUGGUUGAGAGUCUGCUCGUACCGCUUUUGCCUCCAGGGAUGUCUGAAGCAAACAAUUUAAAAUACAUGGCUAAUAGCAUCCUUAUCGCACCCCGUCCCGCUCCCAAGUCCAUCUUGGAGAAGAUUGGAGGCAUGGGAAAGAAACUAAGCUGGCAGGUCACUGGAACCGGAUGUUAUGAGAACAGAGUUUGGGCGGCUCGUGUGAGGCCCAUUCCAGCUACAGAGACAAUCUACACUGAAAAUUCCACCCCUCUCAUUGUCCUAGCUGUUCGCAAAGGGUCACGCCCAAUUGAUGCAGGCAAAAUCCAGAACUGGCACCCCGUUCCUGCCGAAAUGGCCAUGACCUUUGAAGCUAUUAUUGGUGAGAAGGUGGUUCUUCGGGUCGAGGCAGACAACCCUCAGGAGGGCGAAUGGGAGAGCCAGUUCAUGAAUAAAGGUCACAAGAGGCGCUUCCAAGACCGAAACGAGGAGAUUUUAUACCCUCAGUCUGGCCAGACCAACGGAUACGAAGGCUAUGUGCAAGCGCAAGGCCAAUCGCAUGGUUACCACCCGUAUCAGAAUAACCGCAAUAACCACGACGACGGUCCCCGCAGGGGCUCGGGUCGUGGUCGUGGUCGUGGAAACGGGCGCGGGCGAGGUGCUCGGGGAGGCCGUGGCCGAGGUCGUGGCGGGUCAAACCCCUACUACAAGUCCUUGGAUGAUCAAAGUGGACAUGAGCCAACGAAUGAUUCCAAGGGUGGCAAUGCAGGUGGUGGGUUCUCAAUGGACUACUGA